CAAACUUGCUCCGCUCCACAGCUAUAGCUGGGGCGUCCGGCGCUAGACAUCGCCAGCCGGACUAUAGCUGCGUUAAGUCACUCAGCUGCCACCGCCUGCCGGACCAGGGUUCUUCAGAUGCAAGCAUGAGCGAGCCGUCAGCAAAAUAAGCCGUCAGAUGGUCAGACGGCGCGGCCGACUGGUAUGGGCUAGAGUAGGUAAUGUGGACGUCCCACGUUCUAUGAGACCUCGUGGCCUGCUCCAGCGAGUACACAUGUUUGGUAAGGCUAGAGACUGCAUGUGCUUCGAGACUUGUUAAUAAAUUAACGUUUUCACCCAUCACGUCUACUUGGUGCACUUUUGAAUUUCCCAUUGCACCUUGCUCCUGUCAAGUCCAGUCCAGCCGCAACCGGGUGUACACCAUGAAAUCCACAGAUGCCGACCUGAGCACGGCACAGCUCGUCUUGGAUAUCAUCUUCGAGUAUGCUCUGAACAAAUUCGACGAUUCCAGAGAUCGGCUCGAAGGAGGCGCCGAGAAUUUCCUCGCUGUCAUUGCGCACUUUGUCUCCGCUGGGACACGGGUAGAGGCAUGUCUUCCUGCAUUCCCAUUCAAGUCGGCCAACAAGGUCUACAAGGUGCUUGGCCAUCUUCCCGAUAAGGCGGAGGAGCUGGCGCUCGACCGGCUCGAUACCAUGUGCCGGCGGAUCAAAGAGGUCUAUACGCCAGGCGCACAAGUAACGAUCAUCUCGGAUGGGAUCACGUACAAUGAUCUGCUUUGCAUAUCAGAUCAGGACACUUGGGCGUACGGAGAGGCUCUCCGCAAGAUGGCAGCCCAGAAAGGGUUUGACAGCAUUGCUUUUGCCAGAAUCAAGGAUCUGGUGGACUUUCCCGUCCCACAAGACCUGAGAGAGAUCACCUAUGUUGCCAACUGCACCACGUUUCGUCGCCUACUGUUGAAUAAGUACGGCCAGGACGACCUCGACAUUGACCAGGAGAUCGCCACGAAUCCCGACACAAAACUAACGUUCUUGGGGUACAAGAGAUUUCUCGAGUCCGAUCUCAAGUACAUCUUCCCCCAAGGCCAAGAUCGGUCCGCGAAUUCGUAUAAGCGAGAUUGCAAGUACCUCGCGAAGCAGAUGCUAGUUCGAGGGCAUGCCUUUGCGCGCGCCGUCAAAAAUGCGUUUCCCAACCAUCUCCGACUGUCCAUCCAUGAAUCAGUGGGCGGCACAAAAGUCUCCAUGCGCCUCCUCAACACGAGGAGUGGCUUCACCACCCCGUGGCACUGCAGCGUUGCACAGCUCGCCAAUGGCGAGUGGAUCAGCGCCCCGAUGGGCGAGUUUGAGAAGGACGACAGGCUUGAGCUUGUGUACGACGAUGGUCGUCCGAGCUACUACAGGGAGCUCGCGCAGGCGAGUAGCGACGCCCUCGGGAUCACACAGGCGAAUGCCACCUACUUACAGCCCGCCACACCACGCAGCGCCCAAAACUACCUCAGCGGAGUAAGCACGCCUCGCAUCGUGACGCCAGAUUUGGGUGAAAGUCAGGGAGGCUCCUCCAUCUCUUCACUCGACGCGGUCACCACCGACAGCACACCUACGACACCUGAAAUUCAAUCGGCCGAGGGGUCCGCUCAAGGCGAUCCAGAGAAUCCGCGGCAAGUGACGCAGGACAAGGACAAUUUCGGGCAAGAUGAGACGCAAUACGGCAGAAGGCUUAUCCCUCAGAUCAUGGACGAACUGGCUGCUGCAGAGCCAGAUCGUCAUGUCUUCUCAUUAGUAACUCGAUUAGAAGGUUCAUUGCAUUUCCGACACGUCACAGCUCGUACGUUUGCACAGGCCGUGGACAAGACGGCAUGGUGGCUCCAAGAGGCACUUGGUCGGUCUGACACUAUCAAAUGUGUUGGUUACAUUGGACCACACGACCUGCGCCACGUGCUGCUGACCUACGCUUGCGUCAAGGUCGGAUACGCGGCCCUUUUCCUAUCACCAAAGAACAACACAGAAGGCUCCUUGGCGGUCCUCGAGGCGACCAACUGCAACAUCUGGGUCAGCGCAGGAGACGCUCUGCCAGUUCCUCUCGUCCAAGAGGUCUUGCAGCAGCGUUCCAUGCAACUCCUAGCACUGCCGUCGCUGGACGACUUGCUCGACAACGACGAGACCACGCCAUUCCCUUACACCCAGACCUUUGAGGAAGCCACCAACGAUCCGUUCUGCUUCCUGCACACAUCAGGGACUACAGGUGUGCCCAAACCCAUCCCUUGGUCCCAUGGUUUGAUCGGUACCAUGGACGCCAUUCGUCUGCUUCCACCAGUGGAAGGAGAUGGGGGUCUGUUGCCUUGGACCGCUGACUGGAAGGCGGGUGAUAGGAUCUAUUCUUCGUUCCCCAUGAGCCAUGGUGCCGGCAUCAUCAUGGACAUUCUCAUGCCGGCUCUUUUUAAUCUCCAUUGCAUUUUGGGCCCAGUGGGCGUGCUUCCGAACAUUAAUCUCGUGGAAGACCUGGCAGAGUCCGCCAAGAUUGACAUCUGGAGUAUGGUCCCCUCUCUCGUCGACGAAGUCGGUGAGACCCCAGAGGUUUUGGCCAAGCUCAAACCCUCCAAAUUCAUCUGCGCCUCUGGUGGCCCCGUCAGCCCCGUCAGCGCCAGCAAGGUGAACGAAGUCAUCCGUGUGCUGAACCUCACUGGCACAACGGAGGGCUUGUUCAUCGGCAACCUCGUGCCACACAGAGAGGACUGGUACUGGCUCUGCUUCCACCCUUACUCUGGAUUCGAAUUCAAACAGGUCGAGGAAGACACAUACGAACAUUGGGUGCAUCGGAACGAGCACUGGCCGCUCUUCCAGGGCAUCUACCACACGUUCCCCGAAAAGACCUCAAUCAACUUCAAGGAUCUAUACAUGAGGCACCCAACGAAACCCAACCUCUGGGCCUUCAAAGGCCGAAGCGACGAUCUGGUUGUUCUGUCAAACGGAUACAAGGUAUCGCCGCUUGAAACGGAGGCUUUUGUCACCACGCAUCCCGCCAUCCAUGGCUGUCUCAUCUUUGGAACAGGCAGACCCCAGGCUGGUCUGCUCAUCGAGCUCAAGGACCCAUCGCAAAAGUCCCCAGAGCUAAUCGAGAGCAUAUGGGAGACAGUUCAGAAAGCGAACUCCAUGUCUCGACACAAGAAUCAGCUUCUACGCGACUUUGUCACAUUUUCUGAACCAGACAAGCCUUUUAUCCGCACAGACAAGCAGACCGUGAAGCGCUCGGCGACUCUGGCUCUUUAUGCUGACUACAUCGAGCGUUUCUACACCUCGAGGAGUGACGACCUUGACGAGACCUACUCUGUAGAUCUGAAAUCGAGAGAGUCCAUCAUGACCUGUGUUCGUGGGAUCCUUGCGUCUUCACUGCCUGGGAUCGAGAGUGUCUCGGCCGAUACCGACCUAUUUGACCUGGGUCUUGACUCUCUCGGUGUCUUUGCUGCCGUCAAGAGCAUACGAGCCGCCACCGCUCUGGGAGACAAGAUUGCACCACGCCAUGUCUAUGCCUCUCCCACAAUCGCAGGGAUCUCUGACACCGUGGCCCGCAUGGUGGUCGAACGGGAGGAAGCCUCACGGGCAUCACCUGCGCAGCCCUUGGAUGGUGACUUUCUCCAGGACAUUAUCGCGCAACACAAAGCACGCCAGUCCUUCAGGCUCAACGCCCUGGACUACGUCAAUCCAAACCACGGCAUGGGUCUGAUGCUUUACUUGCCUUUGCGUCCAGACGCCCGCUAUGCCGACGUAUUUGACAAUCUGCAGCGAGGCCUGAAUCGUACCUUUGACAUGAUUCCAGCCCUGGGCGGGAAGAUUAUGGAAUGCUCUGAGCAGGAGUUUGGCUACGUAAAGGGGGAUCUCUGUGUGUCGAUCCCACCGCUCUCCAUGGCUACGUCUGUGCACAAUCGCCUCGUGUACAAGGACUUGACGGAUGUCCUGCCAUGCUUCGACGACUUGAGGAGGUCCGGGUUCGCACCCUCAGCCUUUAGAGAUGGGCUCGUCUUGCGAGAUGAUCCUUUCCCCAAGAUGCCCGCGGACAUCUUUGUCGGGCAGGUCAACUUUGUGUCAGGCGGAUGCAUCCUCGCGGUAGACCUGAACCACUGCUGCCUCGAUGGCCUUGGCGCCUUUGUCGCUCUUAAAGCCUGGGCAGAGAAUUGCCGGUAUCUGCAAGGCGACACGUCUGCCAUGUGCUCCUGGUAUGACCCGGAGAGCUUCAAUCACAGUCUUCCCGAGAUUCUUCACAAGCACGAGGGUUGGGCUCGGCCUGUGGAAGAUAUCAAUCCCGGCACGUGGGGAUUCUUGCCGUUUUCCCCUCCUGAACAGUACAAGACACAAUCAUCUGCUUUGUCGCCAAAGGAAGGUGCUCUGCCACCGCGACCAGAGUACCCUGUCCACUCGGUGUGGCCGCUACCACGUGCCGAGAGAUGCCUCAAGACAACCUUGUUCCUUAUCACACCAGAGAAGGUGGCCCAGAUGAAACAAGACGUGAUAGCGGAUCCAGAGGCCAGGGGUGUCAUCACGUCCAUCAGUGACAUUGUGCAGGCAUUCUUCUGGCGGGCCGCCAUCCGAUCACGGUACCGUGUGGCCCGUGAGAUCAGGGGACAGGAGUUUCGUGAAGAUGAACUCUCCAUCCUGGAACUACCCACAGACGGAAGACCCUACUUCUCGUCACUGCUGCCAUCUACGUACAUGGGCAGCCUUCUCAUCAUGAGCCGAACAACCAUGCCAAUACCAACGCUCUGCGCGCCCGAGACCAGCAUUGGACGCGUGGCCUACCAGCUGCGCCAGUCCGCCGCCCGGAUCACACCCUCCGUCGUCCAUGACGCCGUGUCGAUUCUGCAGUCGCUGCCCGACCACACCCGAUUCUCCACGGCCAACAUGGGUCUGGAGCACAUGCACGCUAUGAUCUCCAACAUGAUGCUCUUCCCGAUGGGCGAGGUCUGCUUUGGGGAUGCGCACUUUGCGAAUGGCGGAGAACCAGAGUCGAUGCGGCCGCAGCUUGAUCGGGGCAGUGGUCGAUUCCGUUUCUUGGUGAUUUUCCCGAUGAAGCCGGAUGGGGGCGUUGAGUUGGUCAUGGGGACUCAUCCGGAGGAGUUGAAAAUGCUCAUGGAAGAUGAAGAGUUUACAAGAUAUGCUAAGUUUGUAGAUUGCGAAUAGAAAGCGAAGCAUUAUCUGUUGUUUGCUCAUUUGCAACGCAUACUCUUAGAUUCAAUUUUUGUUCUGGCACCCUUUUACAAACCUCUAGCGGUACUACAUGUAUAUUAUGAAAACAAUUCGAGCUAUCACUGUGGAAACAUUGCAUGAUCAAAGUCCUCUCGGCCUGAUUCGUACAUGUAGGGUCCAUAUGAAGUUCUUCCUCAUGGUACAGGGUAGCUCCCAGCUUCAGGACAGGUGAGGUGGUG
Messenger RNA from Emericellopsis atlantica, 5392 nucleotides. Its product is annotated as transferase family protein. The record is from RefSeq and is a predicted model, not a curated record. The transcript has 5 exons. Lineage: Eukaryota; Fungi; Ascomycota; Sordariomycetes; Hypocreales; Bionectriaceae. Bases 402 to 5147 code for a protein of 1581 amino acids.